AUGGCGGUCGCCGCAUUGGCAACCACGGCGCUGGCGAAGAACUACACGGUCGACGGCUCCACCGGCUGGGACACUUACGUCAACUACGACAAGUGGACCGCCGGCAAGACCUUCAUGGUCGGCGACAACAUAGGUAAUCCAAUCCCUUCAUCCCCGUAUAACAUUCCUAUGUUCAAGUACGAGGUGUACCACAACGUGCUGGAGGUGACCAAGGCGGACUACGCUAGCUGCGCCACCGGCAGCCCCAUUUCCACCCACUCCGGCGGUGACACCACCUUCGAGCUGACCGAGGCCGGCACCCGCUACUUCAUCUGCGGCAUUCCUCGCCACUGCAGCAACGGCACCAUGCACGUCAAGAUCACCACCGUGGCCUACGACGCUACCACCGCCGCCGCAAUAGAAGCAGCGGCGGCGCCCGGCGCUGCUCCUUCUUCGGCCCCGCUUCCCUCCCCACCCGCCGACGUCUACUCUGACGCCAGGACCGCGCCGGCGGGCGCCCCAGGCGCCUCUACGCCCAAGUCAUCAGCGCCGCGGUAUCAGCGGACGUCGGCGGCCGUGGCCGGGCUGGCGUUCGCUGCCCUUCUGGCCAUUGCUGCGUAA
This is a messenger RNA of Lolium rigidum, 600 nucleotides long. Its product is annotated as blue copper protein-like. NCBI's taxonomy places the organism in Eukaryota, Viridiplantae, Streptophyta, Magnoliopsida, Poales, Poaceae. The transcript has 2 exons. Bases 1 to 600 code for a protein of 199 amino acids. The record is from RefSeq and is a predicted model, not a curated record. Gene Ontology annotation, molecular function: electron transfer activity. Gene Ontology annotation, cellular component: plasma membrane.